CCCGCCUCCUGCAACGCCCCGGGCCAGGUCGCGCUGGACGGGAUGCUCGAGGUGGAUGACUGCCCCAAGAGCGCCGACGAGGCGCGCUCGCUCAAAAAGUGCUCCGACCCGGCGCUGCAGAUCGGCGAGCGCUGCGAGGCGGACGGCGAGUGCGGCACCGACGUGCAGCUCAACAACUGCCUCUACUACAUGGACUCCUUCUGGGGCGCGCUCUCCGCCUUCACGGGCGACAUCUACCGCAGGGUGGAGAUGCCCGCCUCGGCGGCGGCGCUCCCCGACGACCUCAAGGGCCUCCUUGCCGUGGAGCUGCCCGACUACCACGAGGCGCUGCUCCGGGCGGGCCCGGGCGCGGCCGACGCCGGCGAGCCGGUCGACGCGCGCGCCGGCCGGACGUACGGCGUGCUGCUUGGGAUGCUCUGCCUGCUCGACGGCGGGCUGCUGCUGCAGCUCGGGCAUGCGCUGCGCACCCUCACGCCGCUCGCCAUCUGGCACCCUCCGCUCGGCGCGGGCGGCGCGCUCACCGCCCUCUCGUCGCUCGCCGCCGCCGCUGCCGGGGGCGUCGCCGCGGUGCUCGGCGUGCUGGCGCUCGCGCUCCCCCUCUCCCUCUGCUACUUUGCGAGCGACGCAGAGGGGCUGCUCGGGCACGUUCUCGGGGUGCUGCUGCUGCUGCACUCCGCCGCGCUCGCGCUGCUCUGCCGCUCCCUCGCGGCGCGCGGCGGCGAGCCGUACGGCAUCCUCGGCCCGUCGCACUCGAUGCUGCGCCACCCCGCCGCCUCGACCCGCGGCACGGCAGCCGGCUCGCUCGCCUGCCUCGGCGGCGGCAUCGCGGUGCUGGCGACGGUGGGCACCGUCUUCCCGAGCGGGGUGAGCGGCGACGUCGGGCUGGGCUGGUCGCUCAGCGGGCUCCGCGGCGAGGCGCUC
Emiliania huxleyi CCMP1516 is the source of this 921-nucleotide messenger RNA. RefSeq lists its product as hypothetical. The annotation marks the transcript as partial. Lineage: Eukaryota; Haptophyta; Isochrysidales; Noelaerhabdaceae. The record is from RefSeq and is a predicted model, not a curated record. The transcript has 2 exons.